AUGAAUCACGCGUGUCAUUUCAGUCCUCCGGUGUCGUGGAUUGUUGUCCGUAACAAAUAUAAACUUGUGAAAUAACAACUAACCUGUGAUUAGCUUGACUCGUGAGGCGGAUCCGCGUGUUUAUUUUAAUUUCUCUUCCCCCGCCGCGCGACUAAAUGGUUCAGUCUACUCUGCCGCGAGCUGUUUUUUCAUCCGCUGCCGCCGCUGAACGGACCUUAUGAACGGAGCCGCUCACUAUUUUUACGGUUUACGACGCGAGGAAAAAUCGCACGCUUGACGUGUCCUCGCUGCGGCGAUCCACGCGUAUUUGGCGUUUUCAUCACGCGGGUAACUAGUUGGGUUUUCACGCGCUUGGUCCGGUCGUGUAACAGCGAUAGAGGAGCAGAGUGACGGUGUGUCGAGUCCCAUGUUGCAGCCGAACCACGACGAACAUGCGCGCGCUAAAGAUCCGGUGAAGUACGGUGAACUGGUGAUCCUCGGGUAUAAUGGCUCACUGCCAGGCGGAGAUCACGGCCGGAAAAGGAGCCGCUUUGCUCUUUUCAGGAGGGCAAAAGCAAACGGCGUCAAGCCGAGCGCUGUGCACAUCCUCAGCAAUCCACACGACAGCAAGGCGGUUAACAGCAGGGGUCAGCACAGCAUCUCAUUUACUCUCUCCAGGAAUCAGACGGUGGUGGUGGAAUAUUGUCAUGACAACAACACUGAUAUGUUUCAGAUUGGACGCUCUACAGAGAGCCCUAUAGAUUUCGUGGUGACGGAUACACCCGGCGGAUCAAAGGAGACCGAAGAAUCUUCAUCUGCACCCAGCACCAUCUCCCGCUUCGCCUGCAGGGUGGUGUGUGACCGAAACCCACCGUAUACCGCUCGAAUAUAUGCUGCUGGCUUUGAUUCCUCCAAAAACAUCUUCCUUGGGGAAAAAGCUACAAAAUGGAAGAAUCCGGAUGGUCACAUGGAUGGACUUACGACCAAUGGGGUGCUUGUAAUGCAUCCUCAGGGUUUCCCUGAAGAACCCAGGCAGGGCCUAUGGAGAGAGAUAUCAGUCUGCGGACACGUCUACGCCCUCCGAGAGACCCGAUCCGGUCCUAUCCGUGGACAGCUGGCUCAAGGAGAAAGCAGCGCGCUGCAGGACGGCUCUCUGGUGGAUCUAUGCGGUGCCACGCUCCUGUGGCGCACCGCCGAAGGUCUGCUGAAAGCUCCAACCCUGAGACACCUGGACGCCCUCCGUCUGGAGCUGAACGCCGCUCGGCCGCAGUGUCCCGUGGGUCUGAGCACGCUGGCCUUCCCCAGCCUCCCUCGCAGUCACAGUCUGGAGGAGCGUCAGCCGUGGGCUUACCUGUCCUGCGGUCACGUUCACGGCAGACACGACUGGGGCCAGCGACCCGAACGUCACAGGGAACGAGAAGAGGGAUCAUGCGGAGGCACCGGCGGCCGUCGGGAGUGCCCUCUCUGUCGCACGGUCGGCCCUUACGUUCCUCUGUGGUUGGGCUGCGAGCCCGCCUUCUACGUGGACGCCGGCGCUCCCACUCACGCCUUCGUGCCCUGCGGUCACGUGUGCUCGGAGAAGACGGUCAGGUAUUGGGCGGAGACGUCGCUGCCUCACGGGACCCACGCCUUCCGACCCACGUGUCCUUUCUGCUCGGCCCCGUUGUCGGGUGGUCCCGGUUACACGCGUCUCAUUUUCCAGGGUCCCAUCGAUUGAUAAGGUGGCCGAAUGAGGGGAGGAGUGGGGCUUUAGUUUCGUCAGGAGCUGCAUUCCUGACUGCGAUGUUUACGCAGAUGUGUCGUUUCUGUUAUGCGCGCAAUUCUCUCACCAUUGGUGAGUUAUGCUGCCUUCAAGUCAAAAUGACCCAAUGUAUGAGAUGAGCGGUAGCAUGUUACCGUGCACGGUAGCAUUCUCCUCGAGUGCUAACAUCUUGUGAAAGCAAACAGGUCCCAGGAAAAUUCCUAUACCAAUAUAUAAAUCCAAAUCAUUUCAAAAUGUAAAUGUUAUGCAAGUCCUCAAAAAAGUCCUCAGUAUUUUUAAAAGCGUGACAGUAAUUCAGCUGUAACAGUAACGGUGCUUUCUGAUGAUUUUUUGCCUCAUCAGGCAGUAGUUUGGAAGUGCCUGUAAUUCACAUUUACAGUUUCUUUGAAAUAUUAGAAUAUUGAAAUAAAUGGCCAUUGUUAAUAUGUGACCCGUGCUGGCAAAUUGAGUCGAAAUCAGCAAAUAUUUAAAAAUGACUUAUUUAUAUUUUGACAUUCUCUAUUAAACAAACUUGUAAUGUAAUGUAAGGAUCUAAUAUAUUCUUACACAUCAGAUCCCCAACAGUUAAUCAAACAUAGAGAUGAUAACUCGCGUCAUCGUUUACUUUGGGGUUAAUGACUUUUGUAUAUCAUUAACAUGAACUAACACGUACACACCAAAGAAAAGUUAAAAUCAUGAACCGGACAAUAGGUGCUCUUUAAAACUGUAAUUCUGUGUAGAUGUCUAUAUAUCUGUUUGCAUGCUUCAGAUCUGUCAGUCAACGUGAGGAAGAUCAUUUUUGCGUCUAAUAUCUCCUAAUAACUCUUUUAACAUCAAUCAGGGUGCAAACUUUAUUUUCUAAUUCCUGCAAGUUUUAAAACCUCAAAAUCUCAGACGUGCAAGUGGAUGGAGACCAUCUUUGUAUUAGACUAAGCAUUUAGGACGAUACACCAACUAGUAAACAUAAAUAAAGAUCAUUUUAGAUGUUUAAUGACUCUUUAGAGCAUUAAGAUCACUAGAUGAGGGCUUUAUGUACUUAUUUUUAUCAAAACCUCAAAUCAAAAUGAAUACUUUCUUUUGCCUGUAGCUGAAAAUUAGACCGAGUGAAUUCAGACUCAUUUUGCCAGCACGGGUCACAAAUGUUUAUUUUGUUUACUAAUUAUUCAAAUAUUUUUAGUAUGAUUAAUUGUAUUUAGUGUAGCAUCGUGAUCUGUUCUUCAAAUCCACUUUUUUGUUUUUGUGCCAAAUAAGUUUUGCUUUGAUUAAUGAUUCUGAUCUGAAACUGGUUUAAGUCCCUUUUGAGUAGUUAGUUAUUAACUUAUUCUAACUAAAUACUUUAGAAACUUGACUGUAGUUUUCCCAGCGCUGUGAUUGGUUGUAUUGAUGUUCACUGAAGAAUGCGCUCUCUUGUGCUCAUUGUUUUAAAGCCAUCAGUCGUUUUUAUCUUAUUUAUUUCAUUCCAAUUACAAUCAAUGAACUUCAGAAGAUGACUUGAAGGCAGCAUGUGUUUUAUAGGGACACUUCACCCAAAAAUAACAAAAAUCUGUCAUCAUUUACUCAGUCUUGUGUUGUGCUAAACCUAAAUGGGAAGCACAUAGUUGAUGGUAUCCAUUGACGUCCAUAGUAGGAAUAACAAAUCAGUAGAUGCCAUCAGCUGUGUGCUUACCGUCAUUUAUACAAAUAUCUUCUUUUGUAGAGUAAAGAAACUCAUACAGGUUUAAAUAAACAUGAGGGUGAAGAAAUGACGACAGAAUUGUUAUUUUUGGAUGACCUUUAACUUCAGCCUUUAACCGUUUCCAAAGAAAUCCAGUAUUGUGCCGUAACCACCAUCACAUGUGGAAUCAGACGAAUGGGAUGGUUUGAAAUCGCUGCCUCCUUUCCGCCCCUCUACGGCCGCCUUGACAUAAGUACAUGAGACUGAACCCAUCUCACACUAGAAACACAAACACACACUACACUAGUACGUUUAAAAUCCUUUAGAUGACUUGAUUUCUAGCAAUAAAUCGUAUGGAAUGAAGCUAUUAGAUAACACUAGAGAAAUGCAAACGGUUGGAGCCAUGUGCUUCCUAUAGCUUAUCUUAAACAUGGCCUUCACAUGAAGAGCUUACAGCUCAACAGUUCUUUUAGCCCUUGGGAUUUUCUUUUUUUAUUCUUUCACUUUUCUUUCUUUCUUUUUUUAGAUUAUUUUAGCAUUUAAAUGACGAGUCGAUGUUGGCGUAUGUAUCGUAGUCGUUUGAAAUGAUGUCAUAUUUUUCUACAUGACUGUGUUACUAAACUUUUGACCCAAGGUCAGAUUGUUUUAUAUACGGUGUAUAACAGUAUAUAGAUUAUAUAAAUAUAUAUAUAAAUAUAUAUUAUUUUAUGUACAUGAUAUGUUUGGAGUCCGGGAGAUCUUACUGGAAAUGACGUAAUGACUCUCACUGUGCUCAAUCCAAGAAGAAGAAGAAGAUGAUGAUGAUGAUGAUGGAGGCCAGUAUUCGAUCUUAUGAUGACCAAUCUGAUGAAUGUACAAUUCCAGUGCUUGCUUUCUCUGAUCCUCCUGGUGCUAGCGUUCAUUUCAAAUAUUUUAAAGCUGAACUUCACUACACUCCUGUAAAGUAUUGGAUUGUCUCACUUGAUAAAGGUCGCUAGUAAGACUUUCUUUCAUCAGUGAGGCGGGUAUAUAGACGGGUGUAUAAUGUUUUUUUGGCGUAUCACACACACACAUACACGCGUAUGCCUGCACAUUCACACUGUGCACAUCUCAAUGUUAUAACUGAAGCACUUGACUAAGCUUUGUAUUGCAGGGUUAGAAAACGCUCAACUUUACCUCACGAGCUUUAGAUGAGACCUCAGUUGAAGACCUGAUUAUUUUUUUAUUGAAGGAAAGAUUGACCAUAAGCAGUUGGGAUGAUUUUUUUUGUCUUUUCUAAAGUAUGUACUGUUCCCUGGACAUCAGCAGAAGAUUGGGUGUGCGGGGCUUUGCUGUAUCCAUCCAAACCUGUACGCUGGGUUUUAUUUCCCGGUGAAAUUCACCAUCGCACCCGUGAGCAUCGUGUCCCAGGCGGUUUGGAAAGAGACACAUGGUCAGUUUCUGUGUGAUCUGUUACUCUUCUGCACAUUGAUCUGGUGUUAUAGACACAUCAUUAUAAUCUAUGCUUUAAUGAGACGUCUUGUACUGUAACUGUGUGGCGUUAGAGUCUUCCAGACAACCUCCAGAUAAUGCUGUUCAAGUCCCAUUCUUGAUCUGGGAACAGGUCACCUCAGGUUUACACGAGUCAAAGUUUACAAACGUACCACCACCAGGGUCCGUUAGCCGAGUGUCCAGCGCGUGUGCCUGUAUGGCGUUCCUUCAGAUUUUUGGUCUGAGAAAUGACACACUGGAUCUGUUGACUUCAUCCUGACGGUCUUUUGUAUAUUCUUCACACACUGGAUGCUUUCAAUCUCUAUUAAAAGAAAGAAAAGCCUUGGAUUGGGGUUGAUGAUUGAAAUGUGAUCUGUUGAGUGUUGUCAGAUUUGUGUUCAAUAUGAAUGAGAUGUGAAACUACUGCACCUUGUGUUUGAUUCAUUUAAUAAACCUCUUAAUCAGACUCAAACCUCCAGACUUUAGCGGCACUGCCACACUGCACGACCGACCGCUCGUCCAAACACAUCACGAGACAAACCCAAGGUGCACUGACAAUCACAUAACAUGAAUAAAAGUGAUCUUUUUCCAAAUAAAUACAGACUCGGCUUUGUUUAUUUCUCCUUACGUUAUUCAUAUUUCGAUCUUUGCGGGAAGAUGUUCUUGAAAGAGGUGAUGGUGGAUUUGUCCAUGCGAAUGAUCUCUGUGACAAACAAAACAUUGAAAUGAAUUUUGGGUUUUAUUCUGAAAACAGUAUUGAGCCCUGCUGAAAACCAGCAUGGGUGUUAUGCUGGUUUAGCUGGUGGUCACCAGCACCAAAACACACCAUAUGCUGGUCUUGCUGGUAUGACCAGCAUGGAAUGCUGUUGCUAAUGCUGGUUUGGUGCUGGUUUAGCUGGUGUUCACUAGCAAACCAGCACCAAAACACAACAUAUGCUGGUAUGCUGUUUUUUUCAGCAGGGAGGUGAUAAAGUCUGAACUUUAUAGAUUCAUGUGAAUGAUCUGAAUACUCUUACAGCUCAACAUGAAAGAGCUUUAGCGAAACAUUUUACUAAUUAAUAAUAAUACAUUAAUUAAAGGGGACAGAGAAUGAAAAAAAAACAUUUUUACCUUGUCUUUGUUGAAUAAUGGUA
Molecule: messenger RNA, 5956 nt
Organism: Paramisgurnus dabryanus
Lineage: Eukaryota; Metazoa; Chordata; Actinopteri; Cypriniformes; Cobitidae
Product: E3 ubiquitin-protein ligase pellino homolog 2
Biological process (GO): protein polyubiquitination; regulation of Toll signaling pathway
Molecular function (GO): ubiquitin protein ligase activity; protein binding
Source: RefSeq, a predicted model, not a curated record